GUCGCAGUGGCGGCGGUGAGUCGUCUGCGCGGAGGGAUAUAGCGCGGGACUACACCCAGCGCUGUCUGAGUCGGUCGGCUUUCUUUCCUGCCCGAGCUGGGAUUUCACACGAGCCAGACAGCACAGGAGACGCCAAAACCCUCCAUCCGCGCAACUUUUAGCACUUGUAGCGUUAUAUCCACUCCAGUGGGUGCAGUUCGUCCUAUACAUCCUUUCAAAUCACAGAAAAAAUGUCUUGGCAAAGCUACGUGGAUAAUCUGAUGGCGGAUGGCAGCUGCCAGGAUGCCGCCAUUGUUGGCUACACGGACGCCAAAUACGUUUGGGCAUCGUCAGAGGGUGGUACUUUUAGCGGUAUAACGCCUGAUGAAAUCGAUAUCAUUGUUGGCAAAGACCGAGAGGGCUUCUUCACCAGUGGGCUGACUCUAGGGAAAAAGAAGUGCUCUGUGAUCAGAGACAGCCUUCCGUUGGAAGGGGACUGGACGAUGGACAUCAGGACAAAGAGUCACAAUGGAGAGCCGACAUACAAUGUUUCCAUAGGCAGAGCUGGCAAAGUGUUGGUUAUAGUCAUGGGAAAGGAAGGUACCCACGGAGGAUCGCUCAACAAGAAAGCAUUUAGCAUGGCUGAGUACCUGAGGAAAGUUGGAUACUAAAGCAGCCCCUUCCCAUCCAUCCACACAGCAGCUCACUUUAAUACACCGCUCCACACUUCCCACCCACUCACCCUCAUCCUCGCCCCCUUUUUGUCAACUUGACAGCACUACCAGAAACAGUUAGUAGAUGCAUCCAUCAUUGUCUUUCUCCAAAUCUAUCUGUCCAUUUUUUUAAAAUGAAGUUCUCCUUUUGUUUAAUGCUCCAUGUCCUUUAGUUGAUCUUUUGUGUGCCACACUAAAUCAAGCAUGUUGGUUUUAUGAAGGUUCAAUCACAAACACUACUGUACAUACCAUAGGUGUAAAAAUGAAGGUUUUUAAAAAAAAGAAUUGGAUUACCCAAAUUGUGUAAAUUCACAAGUUAAGGCACUACAUUGUCCUUUUUUUUUUUCUUAGGCACUGCUAAUGAACCAGCUUAGAUAGAUUGACGCCUCUCGAGUGCUUUGAGCCCUUGCUGAGCUCUCAUGGUCUUCCUUGUAUACAGCAUGUCCAGGGUGGAACAAGUGCAUGCAUAUCUUUUAGAUCAAUAUCACGUUUUCCAGUAGCUAACCACACCACCUUGUCUCAGCUUUGAGAAUGAAGUUAACCAGUCACGUAACACUUUUCUUUUUUCUUAUUGUUAUUGUUUUUCUAUUCUUUUCUUGGUUUGAUCCUGAAUUCAUUUAGUAAACACAUCUGCCCCUGCCCUUGUGAACUGCACCACUUUUGCCCCAGCUACUAUUAUAUGCCCUCGACCUUCUUUAGUUUGAAAACCUUAAAUCAAAUGCUUUUGCUGUUGUAUUUGGAUGUGGUCUUGUAAGUCAUUUGUCUAAUGUUGGAAUAUGUAGAGUGUGGUGGCAGAUCAGCAUUUACAAGGUUUGGGUUAAGUUGUUUCUCAAGAGCCUUUGCAUCCCGGACUCUGUAUGGACAUUCCAUCACUACAAUAGCUCGGGCACUUAUAAUUGUUGUUUGCCAGCUCCUGUAAAAUGUUUUUCUUUUUGUCCUUUUUUUUUUUUUUUUUAAGACAAAGUGCUGCCAUCCCAAUGUACCUCUGGUUCUGUCCAUUUCACUUUGGGUUCUCUAAUAGGACCAAUUUUUUUGUUGCAUCCAGUGGGAUUAACAGAAUUGCUCCAAACUAUUGUGAAGGAUGACUGCUAGCUUCAUCUGUUGCCGACUUUAUAACACUAAAUUUUCCACACUUCAGAUACACAAUGUAACACCAAGCUCAUUUGUAUUAAACACUAUUACUGGCUUAACAGUUUGAAAUUAAAAAUCAAAUGUAUAUCUACCUGAAAAUUCCUCUCAUGAAUGUCUUGAAUAGAUGAAAUGGCAGUCUUAUUGUAAACGUGUCACCUUAAACAUUUUUGACUUUUAAUCCGUUAUUUUCAAGAAUGAAACCAUUUGGAAGUCAUUGCCUUGUAAACUACUUAAUUGCGAUGUAUCAAACUGUCAUAGCACGGUACAAAUGCUUCAUUAAAUAGAAAAAAAAAAAAAAAAAGAUGCUGAAGUAAACUGUGUACACUAACUUUUUUUUUCUGGGAUAUGGUGGUAUUAGUUGGAAAAAGAUCACUAGUUGAAGUCAGUGUAUUGUGGAAACUUGUUAAAUAAAGCUGUGUAUCCUGUGCCAUAAUGUAGAUCUGAUCUGUUGCUACUGUGAGAUGGAUUUUAACUGCUGCCCUUGAGAGGAGUCGAUUCUUCAGUGGCACCUUUGGGCUAUUUGGCAUCAGUUCAACCUCCAGGGCAUGUGGAAAAAAUGUACAGAUUAAAGAAAAGAUAAAAUUGUCUAAUUCUCUCCCUUCUUACAUUAGACCAGCUGAUAUUCAACUCAAUUAAAGUGCAAGGAAAGAAAAAAAAUGCCAUGAUUUAACCACCUUGUUUACAGACGGAUCAAAUAAACCUAUUCCAACCAGAAAA
Messenger RNA from Carassius gibelio (silver crucian carp), 2540 nucleotides. Its product is annotated as profilin-2-like. The transcript is spliced from 3 exons. The record is from RefSeq and is a predicted model, not a curated record. Gene Ontology annotation, molecular function: actin binding. Bases 231 to 650 code for a protein of 139 amino acids. Gene Ontology annotation, biological process: regulation of actin filament polymerization; positive regulation of actin filament bundle assembly; actin cytoskeleton organization. NCBI's taxonomy places the organism in Eukaryota, Metazoa, Chordata, Actinopteri, Cypriniformes, Cyprinidae. Gene Ontology annotation, cellular component: cytoplasm.